ACAGGUAAUAGAUUUUGGCUAAAAGCGCAUCAUCAUCAUCAUGAAAAGUGGGAACGCUUAGAUGGACUUGAAAGUCAUUAACUUCAGUUUAUGUGGAACUGAACUCUGACUUCUGUUUGUCAUCCUCAACCAAAACUCCUGGACACGGAGUUAAACAGAAGGCGCGUGAGCUUCUCACGACCACAUGUCAUCGGGUUAUGUCAGGGAGAUGCAGGGGUCCAAGGACCCCCGUGAGCGCGCCCAUGAUCAUAAAGUGAAUAAAUGUCGCGCGCGCACUCCGGUGAGGCACUGCGAGCUCCUCAGGGCUCGUGAGAACCGGUUCCGUCCGCAGCGGAGCUCGCGGGUUCUGCCUCGCGCUCCUCCAGGGAGGCUCGAGGGGGUCGAGUUACAGCGGGGGAGGGGUCGAGAGACAUAAAGACGGAGGGAGAGAGAGAGGGAGGGGGCUCGCAUGCCUGUGUGAGCUAGAGAGAGUGGUGGAGAGAGGCAGAGGUGCAGCGGCAGAAGCUAGAGCUAGCUAGCCAUGUUGCUGCUCGCGCCGCCGCGUGAGCGCUGACCCGCCGCCCUGGACUCGCUGUCCGCCCUCACGUGCAUCAUGCCCGGCUGGAAGAAGAACAUCCCGGCCUGUCUGCAACCGGACCCGGAGGGAGAUGAGGGGCCGUACACCAAACACUCCGGCGGGUCUCGACCUCCAGAUGGAGCUCUGGCCAUCAGGAGGCAGAGCAUUCCAGACGAGUUUCGGGGCUGCACACUGGUGGAGCUGAUGAAGAAGGAGGGCACCACGCUGGGGCUGACGGUGUCGGGCGGCAUCGACAAAGACGGGAAACCUCGGGUCUCAAACCUGCGCCAGGGAGGCAUCGCUGCCAGGAGCGACCAGCUGAACGUGGGCGACUACAUCCGCUCGGUCAACGGCAUCAACCUGGCCAAGUUCAGGCACGACGAGAUCAUCAGCCUGCUGAAGAACGUCGGCGAGCGAGUGGUGCUGGAGGUGGAGUACGAGCUGCCGCCCGUAUCUGUGCAGGGGUCAGGAGUUGUCUUCAAGACCGUGGAGGUCACGCUGCACAAAGAGGGAAACAGCUUCGGCUUCGUCAUCAGAGGAGGAGCCAGCGAGGACAGGAACAAGUCCCGCCCCAUUGUCGUAACGACCAUCAGACCCGGCGGACCGGCCGACAGGGAGGGAACGGUCAAACCGGGAGACCGUCUGCUGAGCAUCGACGGGAUCCGUCUCCACGGCAGCACGCUGUCCGAGGCCCUCAGCAUCCUGAAGCAGUGCGGGCAGGAAGCCACGCUGCUGAUCGAGUACGACGUGUCAGUCAUGGACUCUGUAGCUACAGCAUCCGGCCCUCUGCUGGUUGAGGUUGCCAAGGCAACCGGCUCCAGUCUGGGAGUGGCCCUUUCCACCUCCAUGUUCUGCAACAAACAGGUCAUCGUCAUCGACAAAGUCAAACCCGCCAGCAUCGCAGACAGAUGUGGUGCUCUCCAUGCAGGAGAUCACAUUUUAUCUGUAGACGGCAAAUCGAUGGAGUUUUGUUCUCUGGCUGAAGCCACGCAGCUGCUCUCUGCUGCCUGUCAGACCGUCCGGCUGGAGAUUCUACCCCAACACCAGGCCCGACCGGCCCUGAACGCACCGCAACAUGUCAAGGUGCAGCAUAGCCCCCGCCCUCUCCCCUGGGAAACUGGAGGCUCCGCCCCUGUCCUCCCUCCCUACCACUACAACACGUACCAUCCCGACCAAUCAGGUGCCAGAUCGCACCACCGCCAUGCAAACAACCCUUCUCUCAGCCACUCAUUCUCUCCUGGAUCCAUGUCUGCCUAUAGCCUCUCGUCCCUCAACAUGAGCACUCUGCCCCGGAACAUGUAUCCCACAAGCCCCCGCAGCACCAUGAUGAAGAGGAAGGCCAAGAAGAAGGACUUCAAGAGUUCCUUGUCCCUGGCCUCCAGCACCGUCGGGCUCGCGGGUCAGGUGGUCCACACUGAGACCACCGAGGUAUCGCUGCUCGGCGACGGCAUCAUGGGCUUUGGCCUGCAGCUGCAGGGCGGAGUCUUUGCCACGGAGACGCUGUCGUCGCCGCCGCUCAUCGCCUACAUCGACCCAGACAGCCCAGCUGAAAGGUGUGGCAUCCUGCAGAUCGGCGACAGGAUCCUGACCAUCAACGGCGUCCCGACCGAAGACUCCACCCUGGAAGAAACCAACCAGCUGCUCCGAGACUCGUCCAUCACGGCGCAGCUCACGCUGGAGAUCGAGUUUGACGUUGCAGAGUCGGUGGUUCCCAGUUCAGGAACGUUCCACGUCAAGCUGCCAAAGAAACCCGGGGUGGAGCUUGGAAUCACCAUCAGCUCGCCGUCCAACAGGAAGCCCGGAGACCCUCUGAUCAUCUCAGACAUCAAGAAGGGCAGCGUGGCUCACAGGACGGGAACGCUGGAGCUCGGAGACAAGCUGCUGGCCAUCGACAACAUCCGGGUGGAGAACUGCUCCAUGGAGGAAGCCGUGCAGAUCCUCCAGCAGUGCGAGGAGCUGGUCAAGCUGAAGAUCCGCAAAGACGAAGACAACUCCGACGAGCAGGAGGUGUCCGGCAGCAUCAUCUACACCGUGGAGCUGCAGAGGUACGGAGGCCCGCUGGGAAUCACCAUCUCAGGCACCGAGGAGCCCUUCGACCCCAUCAUCAUCUCCUCCCUGAGCAAAGGGGGGCUGGCUGAAAGGACGGGCGCCAUCCACGUGGGCGACCGCAUUCUGGCCAUCAACAGCAGCAGCCUGAAGGGGAAGCCGCUGAGCGAGGCCAUCAGCCUGCUGCAGCAGGCGGGGGAGACCGUCACGCUGAAGAUCAAGAAGCAGGGGGAGCUGUCGAGCCCAAACGCCUGCGUCAUUGGCUCAGGCUUGGGGGUGGGGCUUAACCACGAAAACCAGGAUGGGGAGGAGGAGCCUGUCAUCACUGUUGCGCCUCCAACGAGCCAGCGAGCGUUCAGCACCCUGCCGUCUGUGGACAGCGCCGUGGAGUCCUGGGACGGCUCCAACGUGGACAGCAGCUUCAGCGUGCCGCCGUUUCAGUACAGCUUCCACGACUGGCGCCACCUGAAGGCCAACAACAGCCAGCCGUCCUCCACUCGCCAAAGAGCCAAUCCGCUGUCAGAUCUGGGGCUGACCGAUGAGGACUGGGACCGCCCACUGCUGGGGGGCGCCUCUAAUCUGCACACUGGUCUAAUCUCAGACAGCAGGUUCAGUGUGGGACAUGACGGGACAGAACCGGACCAGGAGGAGAACUUCUGGUCUCAGGCCCUGGAGGAUUUGGAAACAUGCGGUCAGAGCGGCAUCCUUAGAGAGCUGGAGGAGUCUGGAGAGGAGACCCGCCUCCUGGCUCUGGCGACCAUCAUGUCCGGCUCCACCCUCAGCCUGAACCAUGACCCCACCCCUCUGCGCAGCACCCUGGGGCGCCAGGCGAGCUUCCAGGAACGCAGCAAUUUGAAACCACAGGUGACUCCCCGGUCCAACACCCUACCCUCCGACCCUCAACGCAGAGCCUUCGCCAUGAGGAAAAUGAGGCAGGAAGUCAACGACAUCCUCAACCAGAACCCUGUGGAACUCCAUAAGCUCGUUUUAGAGAAAGGCUCGGACCUGGAGGACUUUGGUUUUAGCGUCUCCGACGGUCUGCUCGACCGCGGCGUUUAUGUCAACAACAUCCGACCUGGAGGCCCCGCGGAGAAAGGCGGUCUCUGUGCGUACGACCGAAUAUUACAGAUCAACCACGUGCGGACGCGGGACUUUGACUGCUGCCUCGUCGUUCCUCUCAUCGCAGAAUCUCCGAAUCGCCUUGAACUGGUCAUCAGCCGAAACCCCUCCUCCUCCUCCCCCUCCACUCUGACCAAUCACAACAAUGGCGCCAACCGCUGCAGCCCCUCCCCUCAGCCGGCCUGCGACACGGUCGGACCCUCAGAGCUUUGUACUGAUCAUGGAGAAGAUGGUGGUCCGAUCAAGUGGAACCAACCAGGAGAUGGGUUAGGGGCGGGGCUUGGGGUGGGGUCAGUUACCAAUAAUUCCUUAUAGCAGACAGAGCUGCUUAACGCUGUUAGAACCAGAUUGGACUGGACUGGAGAACAUCAACUAGAAGGGUUAGAUCUGUGGACUCUGGGUCAAAGUGGACCUUCAAAGGUGCUACACUCCACCCCCACCCCCCAGAUAAGGUUUUGACGCAGCCUAAAAGCACAACCGUCUGGUCCCGGUUCUGGUCCGGUGGUCCAGUCUAAGGCUGUCGUGCAGCGAGUCAUGACGUUGAUUAAGACGUAAGCCAACAAAGUCCAUGUUUGUAACGGCGUCAGGCCAAGAACCAGAACCACAACCACUGAAGGACCCGGAGUCCAGAACCUAGAAACUGUUCAUUUACACAAAGGUUGCCAAGGAGACGGAGGAUGCUCCAAUCAGGGUCAAAGGUCAGAGAGUGGGCUGAAGAGCUUCACCUGCUGCCGGGAGCUCAGAGGACGAUAGACCAAGAGCAGAAGGCUGGGGAAGGUUCGGAUGAGGAUCAAAAGAGCUGGGUCAUGGGGCCUGGUUCUGAUCCACUGAUCCUGAUGUGUUGAACCAAAAUCCAGCCUCUUGUGUUUUGAAUCGUCUGAGUUUAUCAGAUGAUCCUAUGCAACGUGGCUUUUGUCGUUUCAAAGCUCAGAAGGGCAGAAAGGGUUGAAAGGCAGUAAAUCAUUUAUGUUUUAUUAUUAUGAAAAGUUUAUUUGGGUCCAGAAAAGAGAAGAGCGGCAAAAAUCCUCCCUGAGCGCCAAAGCAGCCAGGAUAGAUUUACAGAGAGCGCAGUGAAAAGGCCGUUUGGAUGAAGUCUGUGGAGCAGCUGGUUCUGAUUGGAGCAUCCCUGUAAACAUGUGGGCAUGAACCCUGAGAGGUCAAAGGUCAGGUUUGUGCCAUAAAUGAGGAGAACCCAUGAAAAAAAAACUGAGCAGAACAAUAAGUCUUUUCUACUGUUUACACCUGUCAGACUGGCCACACUGUGUAUGUGUGUGUGUGUGUGUGUGUGUGUGUGUGUGCGUGUGUGGGUGGGGGGGGAGUGUAUGUUACAUGUGUGCAUUACACACAAGGCCAGUUAAACCCCACCCACUAAGACUCUUCCAUCUUGGCGUUACCUUCUCUCCUUCCUCAACCAAUAGGCUGUCAGGACUCAUUUCAGCUGGUUGGCUGGAACCAAUCAGGAAAAAGGGUGAAUUUCCUGACAAGUCAGUGAUUUGUCAGUUUCUGUGUUAAGGAGAACCAAUCAGCUCCCAAAAAAGAGGACAAGCAUGCCCCCACCCCCACCUUCCCCGCCCAAGUAACAGUGAUCUAUUAAUGUUACUCAAUAGGUGUGUUUUGAUUGACUGUUUGUCAGUUCUGUUUGUUUCCGUGGCAACGCCACAUAAAAAGAUGUAAAAAAAAAAAAAAAGCUGUUCCAGUU
Oryzias latipes (Japanese medaka) is the source of this 5420-nucleotide messenger RNA. It is a transcript of the gene grip1, whose product is annotated as glutamate receptor interacting protein 1. Lineage: Eukaryota; Metazoa; Chordata; Actinopteri; Beloniformes; Adrianichthyidae. Gene Ontology annotation, molecular function: protein binding. The record is from RefSeq and is a predicted model, not a curated record. Gene Ontology annotation, biological process: neurotransmitter receptor transport, endosome to postsynaptic membrane.